Venustampulla echinocandica is the source of this 1680-nucleotide messenger RNA. RefSeq lists its product as uncharacterized. Gene Ontology annotation, molecular function: thiamine pyrophosphate binding; carboxy-lyase activity; magnesium ion binding. The coding region runs from base 1 to 1680 and encodes 559 amino acids. The transcript has 4 exons. The record is from RefSeq and is a predicted model, not a curated record. NCBI's taxonomy places the organism in Eukaryota, Fungi, Ascomycota, Leotiomycetes, Helotiales, Pleuroascaceae.
AUGGCUGAUUACAGGAUCGCUGCGAUGAAGUCGCCCAUUGAGGUGGUGGAUUAUCUCUUUGCCAGGCUGCACCAGAUGGGCAUCCGUUCGGUCCAUGGCCUACCCGGCGAUUAUAACCUGGUCGCGCUCGACUCCCUCCCCAAGAACAACCUAAAGUGGGUUGGCAACGUCAAUGAGCUCAAUGCUGGCUACGCCGCCGAUGGCUACGCCAGGAUCAAUGGCAUAGCAGCCAUUAUCACCACCUUCGGCGUCGGAGAGCUUUCAGCGCUCAAUGCCCUCGCUGGCUCAUAUUCCGAGAUUGUCCCGGUCGUACAUAUUGUCGGAUACCCGUCCACGAUUUCGCAGAAGGAUGGCUUGCUGCUGCAUCACACACUCGGCAACGGCAACUACAACGUCUUUGCAGAUAUGAGCACGAACAUCUCUUGUUGCGUGGAGAGGCUCAACGACCCGAGCUAUAUUGCAGCCCAGAUUGAUUAUGCACUUCAGCAGUGCUGGAUCCUAUCUCGGCCUGUUUACCUCAGUCUGCCGACCGAUAUGGUUCAAAAGAAGAUUGAGGGCGAGCGGCUGAAAACACCUCUUGACCUACGCCUCCCAACCAAUGAUCCAGCCCGGGAGGACUACGUCGUUGAUGUUGUCUUGAAAUAUCUUACAGCGGCUAAGAACCCCAUUAUUCUGGUGGACGCUUGUGCCAUUCGACAUCGAGUCCUAGAGGAAGUCCAUGGCCUAAUCAAUAAAACGAAUCUUCCCGUAUUUGUCACCCCAAUGGGGAAAGGGGCGGUGAACGAGACUCACCCAGCCUUCGGCGGUGUUUAUGCGGGCGAUGGAUCGCUCCCGGAAGUAAAGAAGCGUGUCGAAUCUUCAGAUCUCAUCUUGACAAUUGGAGCAAUUAAGAGUGAUUUUAAUACUGCCGGAUUCUCUUACAAGACAUCCCAGCUUAAUUCGAUUGAUUUUCACAGCACGCAUGUCACCGUUCGAUACUCCGAGUAUCCUGGCGUCCAUAUGAAAGGGGUCCUACAGAAGGUCAUCGACAAGGUCGAUUUAAGCAAGAUCUCGGCAGUCCCAGGCCCGUACAUGGAGACCGAGCCCAAGGCCGAGGAAGACGACUCGCCAACCAUCACACAAGCAUGGUUUUGGCCUUCGGUUAGCUCAUUCCUCAAGGAAAAUGAUAUUGUCAUCACGGAAACUGGUACCGCCAAUUUCGGCAUCUGGGGGACCAAGUUCCCAGCCGGUGUCACUGCUCUCAGCCAAGUCCUCUGGGGUAGUAUUGGAUACUCUGUCGGGGCAUGUCAAGGCGCAGCUCUAGCUUCGCGUGAUGCUGGUAAUGAACGCCGCACCGUGCUCUUUGUCGGUGACGGAUCCUUCCAGCUCACGGCUCAGGAUUUUGUCAUCUGCAAUGAUGGCUACACGGUCGAGCGCUUCAUACACGGCAUGGACGCUGCGUACAAUGAUAUCGCGGGGUGGCACUAUAAGGAUCUCGUCAAAGUCUUUGGUGCCAAGGAUGGUACUUACAGAACGUAUCAGGUUAAGACUAAGGAUGAUGUCAAGAAGCUUUUUACAGACAAGCAAUUCAACGCCGCAGACUGUCUGCAAUUUGUUGAGUUGUACAUACCGAAGGAGGAUGCGCCACGAGCAUUGAAAUUGACCGCCGAGGCGAGUGCGCUGAGAAAUGCGAAGGGGUAA